Messenger RNA from Macadamia integrifolia, 513 nucleotides. RefSeq names its product ATP synthase subunit epsilon, mitochondrial-like. Gene Ontology annotation, biological process: proton motive force-driven mitochondrial ATP synthesis. Gene Ontology annotation, cellular component: mitochondrial inner membrane. Gene Ontology annotation, molecular function: proton-transporting ATP synthase activity, rotational mechanism. The transcript has 2 exons. NCBI's taxonomy places the organism in Eukaryota, Viridiplantae, Streptophyta, Magnoliopsida, Proteales, Proteaceae. The coding region runs from base 91 to 315 and encodes 74 amino acids. The record is from RefSeq and is a predicted model, not a curated record.
ACAGGGCAGUAGGUUAUACUUCAAUUGGUGGAGCAACUGCCAAGCAGAGAGGAAGGAAGGAAGGAAGAAGGAAGAAAAGGAGAUAGAUCCAUGGCGUCUGCGGCAGGUUCGACUGCGGCUGUCCCCUUCUGGAGAGCGGCAGGCAUGACUUACAUCAGCUACUCCAACAUCUGCGCAUCCCUCGUUCGGAGUUGCCUCAAAGAGCCACACAAGAGCGAGGCCAUAAACCGUGAGAAAGUUCAUUUCGCCGUCUCCAAGUGGGCCGAUGGCAAGGCUGAGAAACCCACCCUUCGCUCAGAUACGCCUGGAGAAUGAAAGGAGAUGGGAGUGGCUUUCGUGUUUUAGAGGCAAUGCAAAUCUGUCUGUGUCUUCUUGGAUUGGUUGAUUUAUUUUCUUGGGAAUUUAAAAACAACACCUAUUUGUGAUUGGAAGGAUAGUGCAAUUGCAAUUGUAAUAAGACAAGUCAUGUUAGUCGUCUUACUUUUGAAUACAUUUUGCUUUUAGUCUCCUAAA